This is a messenger RNA of Benincasa hispida (wax gourd), 3522 nucleotides long. NCBI's taxonomy places the organism in Eukaryota, Viridiplantae, Streptophyta, Magnoliopsida, Cucurbitales, Cucurbitaceae. The record is from RefSeq and is a predicted model, not a curated record.
UUUAUUUUUCCCUUUAGGCUCAUUAUUAUUAAACCCCGCCGUAAACCCAACUUUCGUUCAUCGGCCUCAGAACUGAGAGUCGAUCUUUCACUACUGGAAAAAAGCCUACAACGCAACAACAAAGGGAGAAGUUUAGUAUCAUCAUCUUCAAUUUUAGGGUUUGGAAAUGGAUCAUCAAAAUGUUUCUUUCCACUUAGAAUAGCCUCAAAACGUUUCAAAUUUCUGUUCAACACGGUAUCAUCGUCUGUAGAAUUGGAGAAAUUCGCAGUUCAGUACCACAAUUCGUUUCAGAGUUUUCAAAAUACCAUAGCCACCUCUGCUCGAUAGCUUCCUGCAAGAUUCAAAUGAUAAGGUCUGCUGUUUGAUGUUCUCCAUUUUUUGAAAUCUGUUUGAUUAAAUUUGUGGAUUUGCUGGUAUUCUAGGCAAUGUUUUUAAUCUUUGAAUUCUAUGUGGAUUUUGUGAUAUUGGAAUAUUAAUUGCCCUAUUCAAAGAACCACACAACGUAAUUCAAAACCUCAAAACCUCAGAGUUCGAAAAGACUUCUCGUGAGAUGAAUCUAUUUGUCCAAAGUAUGUUUGCAGUUGUGGUAAAGGGUCAUUGGAAUCACCUCUUGAAGCCUAAGAUUAGUUCUAGCCUCACAUCCAUAUCCAUCCACCAGAUUCUUCUCCGGCUAUCGUUCUACUGUUCAGGUCCUUCACUUUCUUGGGCGUUUUUCAAGUGGGUUGAGUUAAUUCCUGAUUACAAGCACUCUUUGCAAUCUUCAUGGGCCAUGAUUUGUAUUCUCACAGAGCACAAACAUUUCAAAACUGCACAAAAUUUGCUUGAAAAUAUUGCACGUAAGGAUUUCAUAUCCUCCUCAUCGGUUUUAAAUGCUUUGGUGACCAACUGUGACAAUCCUGAUGUGAAUGCACAUAUUUUGAGCUGGCUUAUGAUAAUAUAUGUGAAUUGUAAGAUGCCCCAGGAUGCUAUUCAGAUUCUUGAAUAUAUGAGGCUUCAUGGCUUUAAGCCUCAUUUGCAUGCCUGUACCGUGCUAUUAAAUUCCUUGGCCAAGGACAGGUUAACUGAUAUGGUAUGGAAGAUUUAUAAGAAAAUGGUUCAAGUUAGAGUUGUUCCUAAUAUUCAUAUAUACAAUGUGCUAAUUCAUGCUUGUUGCAAGUCUGGGGAUGUCGAGAAGGCUGAACAACUAUUGUGCGAAAUGGAAUGGAAGGCUGUUUUCCCUGAUCUUUACACGUAUAACACAUUGAUAUCUUUGUAUUCAAAAAAGAGUCUGCAUUAUGAAGCUUUGUGUGUUCAAGAUAGAAUGCAAAGGGGAGGUGUGAGCCCUGACAUUGUAACCUAUAAUUCCCUUAUAUAUGGUUUUUGUAAAGAGGGCAAAAUGAGAGAGGCUGUAAAGCUUUUCCGUGAAAUUAAGGACGUUUCUCCCAACCAUGUUACGUACACCACGUUAAUUGAUGGAUAUUGCCGAGUGAAUGACCUUGAAGAAGCACUAAGAUUAUGUAAGGUGAUGGAAGCUAGGGGUUUGCACCUGGGAGUUGUGACUUAUAAUUCAAUUCUCCGAAAGUUAUGCGAGGAAGGCAGGAUAAGGGAUGCUAAUAAACUCUUGAAUGAGAUGGGUGAGAGGAAAGUUGAACCUGACAAUGUCACUUGUAACACAUUAAUAAAUGCUUACUGCAAAAUUGGAGAUAUGAAGUCUGCAUUAAAAGUGAAGAGCAAAAUGUUGGACGCUGGCCUGCAGCUCGACAGCUUCACGUACAAGGCACUGAUUCAUGGAUUUUACCGGGUGAGAGAUAUGGAAAGUGCCAAAAAACUUUUCUUUUGCAUGCUCGACUUAGGUUUAUGUCCUGGUUAUUGUACGUAUUCAUGGCUAGUUGAUGGCUACUGUGAACUAGGAAAUGAAGGAGCUAUCAUAAGUCUACUGGAUGAGUUUUCGACAAGAGGUUCUUGUGUGGAUUUAUCAGUUUGUAGGGCACUAAUAAGAAGGCUGUGUCAUAGAGAAAGGGUUGGUUUUGCUGAAAAAGUAUAUAGCGCCAUGCAACUUAGGGGUAUAUCAGGAGACAGUGUGAUAUACACAAGCCUGGCAUAUGCUUAUUGGAAAGAGGGGAAGUCAAAUCUCUCUUCGGAGAUGCUAUCUGAAAUGACUAAAAGAAGUUUAUUAAUAAACCUCAAGAUAUAUAGAUGUUUCAAUGCUUCUUAUGGAUGUGAUAACCGUAUCUUACAUCUCUUUUGGGAUCAUGUUGCCGAGAGGGGCUUAAUGUCGAAGAGCAUCACCAAGGAAAUACAAAGAUGAAUUUGCAAACUGUGUUUGAUCAAAAACCUCAGCCUUGUUUGCUUGUUAAUUAUAUAUGCAAUGGUCAAUGACAGCAGCAUGUAUAUGAAGAAAUCCUUGUACGAUAAUGGGACGAUCAUGCGAGCAAUUGUCGAUAUGCUGUAUGGUUGUACAAUUACAAAUGCACGACUCCUGCCUUUGAUUUGGAUAUGUGCAUUUUAACUCAGACUGUAAAGACAUAUCGGCGACAGGAUAAUGAAACAACACUCCUAGCACAAUCGAUUAUUGAGAUAUUCUCUAGAAGAGAAUUCUAUGCUAAUGUUGCAAAUGAGAGGGACAAGGUUUAUUGCUUUUAGCAGUUAUGAAUCCCACCAGGAUGUCGAGAGGGUAUUGUGCGAUUUCAUAUGUUGCCUCGUUCAGUUGAGCUUUUCGAGCUUUGCAGUUACAUCCUUCCAUCUAAUAAUAAGGGUGUUCGGUUCGGUCUUGGGGGCUGAAUCAAGGAGAACGGAAAAUCUCGGUUCUUAAUUAACAUCGUUGAAUUGAGUAGCCUACUAACAUUCUUCAUGCAGGUAUUGAAUCUGCUGAUCCUUGGAUUCUUAAAAACACUGGUAUAAUGGAAGUUUGAAAUGGAAAUCAUGAGAAAUCUUAGUUUAUUCAUUUUUCAUGUGCAGAAUUUAUUCCUCUGGGAAGAGCAAGUUAUUUUGGGGUACAUUAUAUUUAUUGAGAAUCUAGAUGGUGUAAAAAUUGAUGCUUAUUAAGCGAUUAAUUGCCUUCUCUAAUCAAGGACGUCUUGCAUAUUUGUUUGCUUCAAUGGUGAACGAAAGAAGAUUCAAAAGAAUAUAUAGGGGACCGGUUGACAGGUUUGAUUGUUGAUAUUGGAACAACGGGGAGGACUUUUACACAAAAUAGAUAGAAUAAGUGAGAUAAAUUAUGAUAAGUUUGAGUUGGUUAUAAGGGGUCUAUAUAAUGUUACGUCAAAUGUUUCUGCUUUUGUGAUUGGUAAUCAAGAAGACCUUCAUCUUUUCUUGACGGGUGAUGAUGUUUCUCAAAUAGCUCUUUUAAUGGCUAAGUUACCAAUUGUGCUGUAAAAUAGUAAGAGUACAAUAUCAUCAUUUCCAAUCCCAUUUAGGUAAAAUAUACCCUCAUUUCCCUCCCAACUUGAUUUUGUAUUGAAUACCAUAUGAAUAUGAUGUUGUGAGAUCCCUAAUUAUAUUAAAUGAAAAUGUUGUCUCAUUUGAACUGGGAGACUAUACAAA